Messenger RNA from Cydia strobilella, 808 nucleotides. RefSeq names its product elongation factor 1-beta' (gene eEF1beta). The transcript is spliced from 3 exons. The coding region runs from base 81 to 746 and encodes 221 amino acids. The record is from RefSeq and is a predicted model, not a curated record. Gene Ontology annotation, molecular function: translation elongation factor activity; guanyl-nucleotide exchange factor activity. NCBI's taxonomy places the organism in Eukaryota, Metazoa, Arthropoda, Insecta, Lepidoptera, Tortricidae. Gene Ontology annotation, cellular component: cytosol; eukaryotic translation elongation factor 1 complex. Gene Ontology annotation, biological process: translational elongation.
CUAAAAAUGUUUCUCUUUCUUUCUCUUUGCCGGGCCGUGUGGUUGUGGUAGCUCGAACAAAUCAGCCUAAUCUAUAAAAAAUGGCUUUCGGAGACGUUAAAACCGCCCAGGGUCUCAAUGACCUGAACAAAUAUUUAGCUGAGAGGAGUUACGUAUCCGGGUGGGUGCCUUCUCAAGCUGAUGUUCAGGUGUUCGAGCAGGUCGGCAAGGCGCCGGCCGGCAGCGUGCCGCACGCGCUGCGCUGGUACAACCACAUCGCGUCGUACACACCCGCCGAGCGCAAGGCCUGGGCGGCCGCCGCCAGCCCGCUGACCGCCGGCGGCAAGCCCACCGCCGCGCCCGCCAAGGUCGAGGAUGAUGAUGAUGACGUCGAUCUGUUCGGAUCUGGUGAUGAGGAGGAGGAUGCGGAAGCUGCCCGCAUCAGGGAAGAGCGUCUUAAGGCGUAUUCAGAGAAGAAAUCCAAGAAACCAGCCCUCAUCGCCAAGUCAUCUAUCCUCCUUGAUGUCAAACCCUGGGAUGACGAGACGGACAUGAAGGAAUUAGAGAAGCAAGUCCGCACUAUAGAGAUGGACGGUCUCCUGUGGGGUGCCUCCAAACUUGUCCCAGUUGGCUAUGGUAUCCACAAGCUACAGAUCAUGUGUGUCAUUGAAGAUGACAAAGUCUCCGUUGACCUUCUCACUGAGAAAAUCCAAGAAUUUGAAGAUUUCGUCCAGUCCGUUGACAUUGCUGCCUUCAACAAGAUCUAAAUGUCUAAGCCAGUAAAUUAUUUCUAAGUUAUGUUUUGAAUUAAAAUCACAUUUUUCUAACA